Messenger RNA from Cooperia oncophora, 687 nucleotides. The record is from the annotation of a GenBank genome assembly. Lineage: Eukaryota; Metazoa; Nematoda; Chromadorea; Rhabditida; Trichostrongylidae.
UUGCCGCCAUUGCCGGAAGGAACCGAUGAGAAGAGGGAAGAAAGGGAAACAGUCAAGGUAGAUGAAGACAUAAGGCAUAGAAGAACACUGAAAAUGACGCCAUCCCACGAAUUUCUUUCAGGUCAUUGGGAACUAGUUUCUGAGGAUCCGUGUGGAUUGAACCAUGAAUGCAACCCUGGGAAGAAUGCCAAAGAGAGAAGCAAUAGACAUGAACUACAGAACGUUAGAAGCGAUCAGAAGUACGCUGAAAAGAGACCAGUUCAGAUCAACCUUGACAUGGUUGCAGCAGCGCUCAAUGCUGAAACGCCACAGUGUUCUCAGAAGACAUGGAGGACAACAUUCGUGCCGCAAUACAAAGAUCGGGAUAUCAAGCAAGGAGACGAGAUAAUAGCGAGGUCAAGACCAAAAAAUUUCCUCAUCGCAACCUCCAAUGCUCAUCUAAAGUUCAGGAGCGUGGCUAAGUGGACAAACAGGUCGGUAAGUAUGAAAGCUGUGCCAGAAGAAUAUCGCACUCUUCGAGAUGCUCUUUAUAUCUUCAGCACCACGAGCCUGAAUUUCACAUCUAUUAUUCUACGGCCCCAUCCAGGUAACAAUUCACGCUUAUGCAAGAACCCUUUGAAUAACUCCAGUUCAGCGAUCUUUUUUCGCCUUUACAGAAGGCUUGCGAGAACGGUCUACACUGUAUAG